AUGGGCGGUGUAAACUUCCCUGACCCGGCAGUGAUCAAGACCGGCGACGGAUGGCACCUGUUCUCAACUAACGCUGUUAUUGACGGCAAGUGGGUUCACAUCCAAAGAGCCUUCACACCAGACUGGAAGAAUUUUCAAUUCAAGAAAGGGGUUGACGCAUUGCCAGUACUGCCCAAGUGGGCCGACCCCUUACCACGUGUCUGGGCUCCAGACGUGGUGAGGCUCGAUGAUGGCUCCUUUAUCAUGUACUACACCGUCGCCUACAGAGCACGCCCGAACCCUCACUGUCUCUCCUACGCCACGUCCAAGAACAUCAACGACCCCUUUGUCGACAACAGCGACAAACCUUGGAUCUGUCCCCUUGAGGCCGGUGGCGCCAUCGACAUUGCCGGCUUCACGGACGAAAAGAACGGCCACAAACGCUGGGUCGUUUACAAAAUCGACGGCAACGCCAUUGGGCACGGAGGCGCCUGCGGAAACACCAUCGCCCCUAUCGUCCCAACCCCAAUCCUCCUCCAGCAAGUCGCCCAGGAUGGGCACACCCUCAUCGGCAACCCCACCGAGAUCCUCACCAACAUCGCCUCGGACGGCCCCUACGUCGAAGCCCCAGCACUGACCUACCUGGGCGGCAAAUAUGUGCUCUUCUUCUCCUCCCAAUGCUACAUGGGCCCGAAAUACGACAUCCAAUACGCCGUUGCCGACAAAAUCACAGGGCCCUACAAACGCUCCGGCCGACUCCUGGGCACCGGCGACUUGGGACUGAGCGGUCCUGGUGGCUUGGAUGUGGCGAUCAACGGCGACCAUGCUGUCUUUCAUGCGCACACCAAGAAGAUCCGGCCGUCGUAUGCGGUGACGCUUUCGAUGAAGAAUGGCGUUGUGAGGGUUGCUGCUGCUUGA
Molecule: messenger RNA, 897 nt
Organism: Zasmidium cellare ATCC 36951
Lineage: Eukaryota; Fungi; Ascomycota; Dothideomycetes; Mycosphaerellales; Mycosphaerellaceae
Product: glycoside hydrolase family 43 protein
Exons: 2
Coding region: 1-897 (298 amino acids)
Biological process (GO): carbohydrate metabolic process
Molecular function (GO): hydrolase activity, hydrolyzing O-glycosyl compounds
Source: RefSeq, a predicted model, not a curated record